GCCGACUUUGCAGUUCACCACGCAUGCGCGUUAAUCACUCCGCUCACGAAGAGGGGAGACAUGGCGACGUCCCUGAUCUGUAGCCGUUUGACGGCUAGCCUGAGGCAUUCAGGGGCUAGAAACACUAUCAGCUCCGCUUCCAAGGUUCUGGGAGGUCCUGCAGGUCUGUUCGGAGGCCAUGUGUCCCAGCAGCAGAGGAGCCUCUCCCUGCACGAGUACAUGAGCAUCGGGUCUGCUAGCGAGUCCUGCACCGCGCGCCGCGCCCGCAUGGGGUCAGCUUCGGAGGGAGGCCUACCUGCGAGCCUACAGAUGCGUACGAAGGACCUGGUGGUGAAAGCUCAGGUGCUGGCUGGGGGUCGAGGAAAGGGGACGUUCGAGGGCGGCCUGAAGGGAGGAGUGAGGAUCGUCUACUCGCCAGAGGAGGCCCGGGACAUUUCCUCGCAGAUGAUUGGUCGAAAGCUGUACACCAAGCAGACCGGGGAGGCGGGUCGCAUCUGCAACCAGGUGUUCAUCUGCGAGCGCAGGUACCCUCGCAGAGAAUACUACUUCGCCAUCACCAUGGAGAGGUCCUACCAGGGUCCCGUGUUGAUCGGCAGCUCUCAGGGAGGUGUGAACAUCGAAGACGUGGCAGCCGAAAGCCCGGAGGCCAUUGUGAAGGAGCCCAUCGACAUCGUGGAGGGCAUUAAGAUGGAGCAGGCUGUCAGGGUUGCCAAGGAGAUGGGCUUCCCGGCGGCGCUGGUGAACGAGGCGGCCGAGAACAUGGUCAAACUGUACAACCUGUUCAUCAAGUACGACGCCUCCAUGGUCGAGAUCAACCCCAUGGUGGAGGACGCUUCUGGCAUCGUUAACGGCGUUACGAAAUGUAACCGUUGGGUGUGUUUGUCUCCAGUUAACGGCGCCGGUCUGGCCAUGGCCACCAUGGACAUCAUCAAGCUGCACGGUGGCACGCCGGCUAACUUCCUGGACGUCGGGGGCGGAGCCACGGCACAUCAGGUCACAGAGGCGUUCAAACUCAUCACCUCUGAUAGGAAGGUUCAGGCCAUCCUGGUCAACAUCUUCGGAGGCAUCAUGAGGUGUGACGUCAUCGCGCAGGGCAUCAUCAUGGCGGUGAGAGACCUGGACCUCAAGAUCCCCAUCGUGGUGCGGUUACAAGGAACGAGAGUGGACGAUGCCAAAGCUCUGAUCGCCGCCAGUCCGCUGAAAAUCCUGGCCUGUGACGACCUGGACGAGGCCGCCAAAAUGGUUGUAAAGCUGUCUGAAAUCGUCUCGCUGGCUAAAGAAGCUCAAGUUGACAUCACCUUCCAGCUGCCCAUCUGAGGAGGAAAGGAAAGAAAGCUUGACCUUUGACCUCCUCCCAUCCCCCAACACUUCCUCUGUCCCACCCACAGCCGCCCGCCACUCCGCCGCAAACCCAAGCCGACAGCCAGACGAGCCGAUCGUUUUGUUUCCUCUUUCUCCCUCUGUGGCAUGACGGCAUGACUCAGCACGAUCGGCCUCGCUUAGAGAGCAGAGAUGCACCUAAUCUAGAUUUUUGGGGUUUUGGCUGAAUCCUGAAUCCCCUGGUUGAGAUUGUGCUGACUCCUCCUCCCAUCCUCAGUCCAUGAACCCAGUAAACACAUGAAUGAAGUAAACAGGGACUGUCCUUCCUUUGCCGUACCUGAAGUUGCUGCAUUCUGGCUGCUGUCUGGAGAUUCCUUCGUGCACAGCUCGUAUUCUUUCUGAUGUUUUCGUACCAGAUUUUGUAACAGCGGCCAUGUUGUGUAUAGUUUAGGGUCCUCGCCACCACCAGACCAAUCAGCUUUGAACAGAUUGAACAUGUAGCUGGACUUGAAUGGCCAGUUCCAUGUCCACUUUCUCACAGCC
Messenger RNA from Perca fluviatilis (European perch), 1863 nucleotides. It is a transcript of the gene sucla2, whose product is annotated as succinate-CoA ligase ADP-forming subunit beta. Lineage: Eukaryota; Metazoa; Chordata; Actinopteri; Perciformes; Percidae. Gene Ontology annotation, molecular function: succinate-CoA ligase (ADP-forming) activity. The transcript is spliced from 11 exons. The coding region runs from base 61 to 1317 and encodes 418 amino acids. Gene Ontology annotation, cellular component: succinate-CoA ligase complex; mitochondrion. Gene Ontology annotation, biological process: tricarboxylic acid cycle; succinyl-CoA metabolic process. The record is from RefSeq and is a predicted model, not a curated record.